AUGAAAGCAACAUUGAGAUACUUAGCAGGAAUUGCAGGACCAAAUGGUUUUGGCUCAAACUCAACUGCUGAACAUGCAAGGAAUGCAAGAGUAACUAUGAAUGCAGUUCAUCCUGGUAUUGUGAAGACAAGAAUUAUUAACAAGGGCUUAAUAACAGAUUCCUUAUUUUUCAUUGCAUCAAAUUUACUCAAAUCUACAUCACAGGGUGCAUCAACAACAUGUUAUGUGGCUUUGAGUCCAAAAACAGAAGGAGUAAGUGGAAAAUACUUUACAGAUUGUAAUGAGAGUAAGUGUUCUCGCUUAGCAAAUGAUGAAUUAGAAGCUCAGAAGUUAUGGAACAACACUCAUGCCUUGCUUCAAAAACGACUGCAUCUAGCAGCAAUUUGA
Vicia faba (fava bean) is the source of this 387-nucleotide messenger RNA. The record is from the annotation of a GenBank genome assembly. Lineage: Eukaryota; Viridiplantae; Streptophyta; Magnoliopsida; Fabales; Fabaceae.